UUGCACGACGCCGCGCGAUACGGCGACGUCGAGGCGGUGGAAGACUUCAUCGCCGUCGGCAAGGAUAUCAACGCGCGCGAUUCGUCCUCGCGAACGCCCAUUCACUACGCCAUCGCGUUCGGCAAAGGAGACGCCGGGGAAGAAAUCUUCAAUCUCUUGCUCGAAGCCGGCGCGGAUUUGACGGCGACGGAUGAGAAGAAGAACACGCCUCUGCACUACGCGUGCGGGUACGGCAAGCCGUUCGCGGUCAAGGCGCUCUUGGAAAAGGGUUGCGAUAAGACGGCGACGAAUGGAACGGGCAAGAAGCCGAUCGAACUCGUCAAGCUC
Messenger RNA from Ostreococcus lucimarinus CCE9901, 327 nucleotides. RefSeq lists its product with no specific name. Gene Ontology annotation, biological process: regulation of barbed-end actin filament capping. The annotation marks the transcript as partial. The record is from RefSeq and is a predicted model, not a curated record. The transcript has a single exon. Lineage: Eukaryota; Viridiplantae; Chlorophyta; Mamiellophyceae; Mamiellales; Bathycoccaceae. Gene Ontology annotation, molecular function: protein binding. Gene Ontology annotation, cellular component: cytoplasm; nucleus.